Messenger RNA from Anisakis simplex (herring worm), 2124 nucleotides. The record is from the annotation of a GenBank genome assembly. Lineage: Eukaryota; Metazoa; Nematoda; Chromadorea; Rhabditida; Anisakidae.
AUGCAAGCACUGGAAGGAAGGUGUUCAACGCGAUCGAAUGUUGCCAAGGAAUAUGCAAAUCAUAUUAGUGAAUUCACUACUACGCUGAAAUGCUUUCUGAUUGAUCAGCUGAAUAAAAAGCUUGAAGAAUUGAAUGAACCAGAUCGUUUACUCAUUUCAAGACUCAAAAGGGCUUUAUGUGAGCUUGGGGAUCAACAAUCAACAGUGCUUAGUAGACCAACAGUUUAUCAUUUGCCAUCUCCAUCUAGACCAGCUCAUCGCGUUUGGACAAUGUGCACCAAGGAUCCACAAGGCUUAGAAAAAUUGAUUAACGACGUAUGCGCAAUGGCUGGCAUUCCUUAUAAGGAGAAAGAGAUAGAAGAGAAGCCUUGCGAUGUACGAUUCAGUGCGUUACCGCCAUCGUUAUGGAAUCUGAAUGCAUGUGCUAACUCUUUAUUGGAGCAGAACGAAGUCGAUGAAACUGCAGUUGCCAGACAGCAACAAAAUACACGACAUUUUAAUAGUAUGUCAAGCAUUAAUGGCUAUCCACUCUAUAAAUCAUCAUCGUCGAUUGCCACCUCAUCACAUCUCUCCAGUCCAUCAUUACCAUCACCAAUAACAACAAUUCAUCAGCAGCAACAAACCCAAUUCAAUAUCGUUCAACCAACAAACGAUGUCGAUAAUUAUUCCACAUUAUAUAACUCAUCAACAUCAUUCUUGCGUAAAGCAUUUCUCAGUAAUGGACAUUUACCGUCAUCUAAUCUCAGUUCUUUCAAUAGCGCACAACCUCAGACUCAACAACCUGUUGAAGCCAAUGUUCAUGUAUUACGUCGCUCAUCGUUUCGUGAACGUUCGUUGCCGAGUGAAUCAGAUUCAAGCGUUGUUUUGAAAGAUGACAGCUUCAACAUAUCGAAUCCUCUUUCAAUCGCAGAUUCGACCUGUCCAUCAGUUGCGUCAUCGAUACCGCCAUGCCCUAGCGCCAAUGCUAACACAUCGUUUGACAGCCAACAGUCAAGAGCGUUGAGCGAAGAAACCAAUUUUUCGAGUUGUGACCCAUCGUCCUCGUCAACAACGACAAUCAUUGUUAAUGAGCAUAAUGUUGAUCAAUUCUAUCAUCAUUUCGGUGAAAAUUAUUUAACUCGUCCAAUUGAUGUAAUCGCGUUACCAGUCUUUAAUAAUGAACAACAACGAUUAGCUGUUUCUGAUAGUUGUGGAGGUGUUUAUAUAACAACAACGUCCGGUAAAAUCUUAAAGCAGUUGCCGAUAAAAAACAGUUCAGCAUCGUCGUUAGCUAUCGAUCUUUGUAAUGUACGUUUACUGGUGAGUGUUAUGCAUGCAAAAGGAAGGACAAUCCAUAUAUUCGAUAUAAAAGAUGAUUUUCAUCAUAUCGAGACUAUCCCAUGUCCAAAGGAACCGAAAAUUGAGUUGAGUAGAACAAGAUGGAUUACCGUAAGUCCACGUGGUGAAAUAUUUGUUGUAUCCGGCGAUAACAACAAAUCAGCGAUUUGGAUGUACAAUAGAUCAAGAAAAGGCUGGAAAACGUUGAAGGACUCACGCAAAACGCGCUAUCAGUAUUUAUGUGUAGCAGAAGAUCAAGCUGAAUACAGGUUAUGCGUUUGUAUUAAUUAUGCUUCUUGUGAAGUGAUUAUUUGUCGAGUGGAUGAAAAGGCAGUCGUACUGUUGACAUGUGACGCUUCACAAAAUCGCUUAUUACUUUUUGUUGUUGAUCAUUCUGGUACAUUAAUAAAUGAAUAUGAUCUAACGAAAACGUAUCAUCUCAAUGAACAUAUCGGCAAUCCAGCAAGUGCACUUGUUGAUGAGUUGGGUAAUCUGAUAGUUUUGGAUUACGCAUCCGGUCGAUUAUGGAUAUUAUUAAGUGGUGUCAAAGGAGUACGUCGCCUCAAAGAAAUCAUAUUCCCACGUCCUUUAGGAACACAACAGGCACUCGGUAUUGCAGUGUGUAACGAUUGGGUGUACGUGACAUGCUUCAAUCGACGUGAAGUGGUGUCGGUUCGAUACCUGUAUGAUGGUACAUUCUUUAACGCAUUUCCGUUAUCAUCCUCUCAAAAUCAGCACUCAUCAUCAGGUGAACAACGUCGAGCAAUUUCUUUACCAAGACCAUCGUCAUCUUCAGUUCGUUUAUGA